Messenger RNA from Dictyostelium purpureum, 1776 nucleotides. RefSeq lists its product as uncharacterized. Gene Ontology annotation, biological process: regulation of transcription by RNA polymerase II. Lineage: Eukaryota; Evosea; Eumycetozoa; Dictyosteliales; Dictyosteliaceae. Gene Ontology annotation, molecular function: DNA-binding transcription factor activity, RNA polymerase II-specific; DNA binding. The record is from RefSeq and is a predicted model, not a curated record. The transcript has a single exon. Gene Ontology annotation, cellular component: nucleus. Bases 1 to 1776 code for a protein of 591 amino acids.
AUGGUUAAAAAGAAUGUAAAAGCAAAGAAGGUCAAUGCUACCAGUGCUGUAAAUGCUACCAAGACCGCCAAUGGUGUUGCUAAUGCUAAUGCUGAAAAUCCUGUAAAACCUGUAGAUGCUGUAAAUGCUGUAGGUGCUGUAAAUGCUGUAAAUGCUAACGAACCUCCAAAAAUCAAGGUCAAAAAGACCAGAUCCAAGAAAACUAGACAGUUUAAAAAAGAGUUGGAGUAUUGCUUCCGUAAAAACCCAUUCCCAGACUCCAUCGAGAAAGAGAUCAUCGCCUACCAAUUAGAAAUGACCGUCGAUCAAGUCGUCACAUGGUACAAGCACAAGAGGGAAAACUUAAAGAAAUCUAACAACACAUCCUACAAAGAUUACUUUAUCUCAAAGUUUUCUAAAACCACCAAAGAGUUAAACUAUUUCUUCAACAAUUUCCCAUAUCCCACUGAAGAGAACAUUGAAUACUUUUCAUUAAUCUAUGGUGUUGCCAAAGAAAAGAUCAAAAUAUGGUUCAACUCUAAGAGACACAGCAAGAAAGCAUCACAUGUAUUCUUUAGAAAUGGUAUCAUGCAUAAUAUGUUUUACGAUCCAAACCGUCAUAUUGGUGAUUCCUAUCGUUUCUAUGAAGAAGAAUACGAUAUUAACAAUGGUGAGAUUAUAGUGGUAGAAGGUCAAUAUAUACCAAAACGUAUUAAAACUUUUGACUAUAGAGUUUACACUGUUAACAACCUCACAGAAUCCAAAAAGAGAAAUCUUUUAAGCCAAAGAAGAAAUAAUGCUCAACAAACCUUUUCUUUGGACUUCCUUCUUAAUGAGAAAAGAAAUAAAGAUGGAACUAGAACUUUUUAUAAUAAAGAUGGAACUACUGCUAUCACUAUCACCCCCUCUUCUGUUACAAAAAAGAAAAAUAUAACUAGAGCUACCGAUACUCCUAAAAAAACUCAAAUAAGAAAAAAAACAAAAAAAUCAGAAAAAACACCAUCACCAACUCAAACCCCAGUUCCAGCUCCAAUCCAAACUCCAACUCCAACUCCAACAACUCCAAUCCAAGUCCAAACCCAAACCCAAACUCCAAUUCAAUCUAACAACAAUGUUUGUUUAUUUAACAAUGUUAAUAUCUAUAAUAACAAUAACAAACAUACCACUGUUUUAGAGGAUUUUGUCCAUUAUAGAACUUAUAAUAGAGCUGCACCAUUUAGUCAUUUCUCCAAUCAAGAUAAUAUUGUUAAUAAAAAUAAUAUUAUCGGUAAUAGUAGAAUUAAUAAUAAUAACUGUAAUUAUUCAUUCAAUAAUACCACUCAUAAUAUAAAAGUUAAUAAUAAUAAUAAUAAUAAUAAUAAUAAUAAUAAUAAUAUGAUUAAUAAUAUUAUGAAUAAUAAUAAGAACAACAACAAUAAAAAUAAUAGUAUGAAUAAUAAUAAUAAUAAUAAUAUGAAUAAUAAUCUUAAUAAUAAUAAUAAUUACAAUUUAUCCUACAAUCCAAACUUUAAUCCAUAUUCCAAUAUCUAUAAAACAAAUAUUGAUAUAACAAAUAUGUCAAAGCUUUCCAAGGAAGUCAAUUUAAAUAUCAGUAGAAAUGCCAGUAUUUUCGGUUAUACUAUUCCAGGCAGUAAUAUUGAUAGUAGUGUUGUCCAUUAUAAUAAUAAUAAUAAUAAUAAUAAUAAUAAUAAUAAUAAUAAUAAUAAUAAUAGAACCAUUAGCAAAAAUAUUCCAUCCAAUAACAUUGACAAUUCAAACAAAAAAUUAUUAAUUGAUUUUUUAGUCAAUAGCAAAUAA